Molecule: messenger RNA, 3013 nt
Organism: Alnus glutinosa
Lineage: Eukaryota; Viridiplantae; Streptophyta; Magnoliopsida; Fagales; Betulaceae
Product: cryptochrome DASH, chloroplastic/mitochondrial-like
Exons: 21
Coding region: 1045-2781 (578 amino acids)
Biological process (GO): photoreactive repair
Molecular function (GO): FAD binding; DNA photolyase activity; DNA binding
Source: RefSeq, a predicted model, not a curated record
AAGGGCCCCAAUGGCUAUCUCGUUCUGUGCCAGUCUUCACACAAAGGGCUCCAUUCCUCUUCCAGCAUAAGUUUGGAGUAUGAAUUGACAAAAUUUCACCAAUAAUUUUGGGCAGAGAGCUCUUCCUAUACGGAUAUUAACGGUUGGGAAAAGGCGUUCCCGUGGGGUGCAACUCCUAGUCGAUGAGUACAUCGGAAAACUCAAGAACUAUUGCAUUGUUGAUGAUGUUCAAAUACGUUCCAAUCCUUGAAAUGCACGUGAUGUGAAGGCUCAGGUCGAUGACAAGGACGCGGCUGUCAUGAACCUUAUCAGGUCUGACGACUGGGUACAGUCUCAAGCAAAAUUGAACAAUAUAAAUUGCAUGGAGUGACUUCAACCUGCCUGUUAUGUUGUGAUGUUGGAUGAGAAUGGACAAGAACAUUGGGUCUGAGCAGAUGGCUGAGUUAGUGGGGGAUGCCGGGAAUACAGCGGCAUGUAAAUUAAGGGCACUUAAAGCAUGGUGCUCCAUCCAUGAAUCCAGUAUCUUUUGGUGUACUUGGAACCAACUUCAAAGAAGAGUGACUUAGUGUCACUAAAAUGUCCUUUAUUGGCCAAUGAUCUGUCUGGAAUGUAUACAUGACAAAGUAGACCAUGUACUGGUUCUUUAUUCAGCAAAGCUAUUCUCUCAUUGCUGAAUUCUUGGGGGCAAAAAAAAGGAGGGAGCUUCUAGAUUAUCACUCUGCAUAGGAGUACCCUAUGGUCAUGGACGACAAUUGCGUGAGCGAGCUAACUUAUCAAUCAGGUUGUCUACUUUGGUCUUGAAUCAUCAGAUUGCAUUGCUUGUGCUGAUGGAACAGCUAUACAGGUCAUGGACUAUUCUGAAAGGACAAAAGUACCAUCAUUGACAUUCGUUCUUAUGAUCUGAAUCAUGUCUAAUAGAUCAUCAUAGGGUAUCAUGGAGCCACGUUAUACAAAAGUUCCAUGCCCUCGUGUCAGUUUCUCAGCUGAUUGAAAUCUCUCUCUCUCUCUCUCUCUACAAAAUCCAAGCUAGGAGUACAUGCAAACAUGGCAAUUCACUGUUCCUCUGUGCCAUCUCUUUCCCUGAAAAAGCUCACAAUCCCGCCAAAACCAAUUGCUUCACUAUUCAAGACCAUGAAUCAAAGCUCAAACUCUAAGUUGAGACCGUCGGCUUCUUCUACUGCCACGAUCCACCAGGUCCCGGGCCUAGACCCCGACGAAGUGGACCACAUUUCCGACCAAACCUUUCAAAGGUACUCCUCGUCGUCUUCGAGGACCGGCCGAGGAGGAUUAGGGACCGCCGUAGUUUGGUUCAGGAACGAUCUGAGAGUGUUGGACAAUGAGGCUUUGUACAAGGCGUGGGUUUCGCCCGAGAUGGUAUUGCCGGUUUAUUGUGUCGAUCCUCGGCUUUUCGGCACCACCUAUUACUUCGGAUUCCCUAAAACUGGAGCAUUGAGAGCGCAAUUUCUUGUUGAAUGUUUGGCUGACAUGAAAAAGAAUUUGAUAAAGCGCGGCCUGAAUUUGCUUAUUCGACAUGGAAAACCUGAGGAAAUUCUCCCUUCUCUCGCAGAAGCUUUUGGAGCACACACAGUAUAUGCCCACAAAGAAACCUGCAGUGAGGAGCUGAAGGUCGAAAGAUUGGUCGGCAAAGCUCUUUGGCGAGUUGUGCUACAACCAUCUUUGCGGUCGAGUAAUACUCAAAACCCUAAGCUACAGCUUAUUUGGGGUACCACCAUGUACCACAUUGAUGACCUCCCAUUUGAUACCAGCUGUUUACCGGAUGUGUAUACUCAGUUUCGUAAGUUUGUUGAAGCCAAAUGCACUAUCCGGGGCUGCAUUAAAACUCCAACAUUUCUUGGGCCACCACCAAGUGUCGGCGAUUGGGGAUGUGCUCCUUCAGUGGACCAGCUUGGAGUCCACUUACAUAAUGUUAGCAAAGGAAUGAAGUUUGUGGGGGGUGAAAGUGCUGCACUGGGCAGGGUAAACGAAUACUUAUGGAAGAAGGACUUUCUAAGGAUAUACAAAGAUACCAGAAAUGGGAUGUUAGGACCUGAUUAUUCAACAAAAUUCUCUCCAUGGCUUGCUUUAGGAAGCCUCUCUCCUCGCUUCAUAUAUGAAGAGGUGAAGAGAUAUGAACAGGAAAGGCAAGCAAAUAAUUCCACAUACUGGGUUUUGUUCGAAUUGAUAUGGAGAGAUUACUUCAGGUUUCUAUCAGUCAAAUAUGGGAAUUCCCUUUUCCAUAUAGGUGGUCCAAGAAAAGUGGAGCAUGAAUGGAGCCAUGAAAAGAAUUUGUUUGAAUCCUGGAGAGACGGCCGUACGGGGUACCCUCUCAUAGAUGCAAACAUGAAAGAACUAUCAACCACUGGGUUCAUGUCAAACCGAGGACGUCAAAUAGUAUGUUCCUUUCUUGUUUGUGAUAUGGGUAUUGAUUGGCGUAUGGGAGCUGAAUGGUUUGAGACAUGCCUUUUGGAUUAUGACCCACGUUCCAAUUAUGGAAAUUGGACAUAUGGAGCAGGGGUUGGGAAUGACCCUAGAGAAGAUCGCUACUUCAGCAUCCCAAAGCAAGCACAGACAUAUGAUCCUGAAGGCGAGUAUGUGGUGUACUGGUUGCCACAGUUACGAGCACUUCCUAAUGAUAAAAGGAACUUUCCUGGAAAAUCAUAUAUUGAGCAAGUUGUACCACUCAAGUUCAAUAGUGUUGGUAAGCACCAUGGUCAGAGUAUGGGCUUGGGUGCAAGAAAAACCGGUUUCGGAGGGAGACAAACAAGGGGGUGUGGGAGAUAGAACUUCAAAAAUAAGAUAAAGCACGGCAUUCUUCUAAAUUAUAAGUAGUGAGGAAUGGUUUUUCAGUACUCUUGUUUCCCUGAAUAUGUUUGAAUCUUUUAACCUCAACAAUGUAGGAAAAUUGUGAGCAUCCAAACCCAUGAGUGAAAAAUGUAGACAAGUUGAUUUGACAGGCAAACCUUGGAAGCUCAUAUAAAAUGCAAAUAAAUGAGUCUAUUGUGUUGAAGAUAAA